AUGGCGAAUGUUCCUAAAACUCACUGGACUUUCUGUAAGAAGUGUGGCAAACACCAACCCCACAAAGUGACACAGUACAAGAAGGGCAAGGAUUCUCUGUAUGCUCAGGGAAAGUGGCGUUAUGACAGGAAGCAGAGAGGCUAUGGUGGGCAGACUAAACCAAUUUUCCAGAAAAAGGCUAAAACUACAAAGAAGAUUGUGCUGAGGUUUGAGAGCAUUGACCCUGACUGCAGAUCUAAGAGAAUGCUGGCCAGUAAGAGAUGCAGGCAUUUUGAACUGGGAGGAGAUAAGAAGAGAAAGGCCUAA
Messenger RNA from Galeopterus variegatus (Sunda flying lemur), 306 nucleotides. RefSeq names its product 60S ribosomal protein L36a-like. Gene Ontology annotation, cellular component: cytosolic large ribosomal subunit; ribosome. Gene Ontology annotation, molecular function: structural constituent of ribosome. The record is from RefSeq and is a predicted model, not a curated record. Gene Ontology annotation, biological process: translation. The coding region runs from base 1 to 306 and encodes 101 amino acids. The transcript has a single exon. Lineage: Eukaryota; Metazoa; Chordata; Mammalia; Dermoptera; Cynocephalidae.